Messenger RNA from Cyanistes caeruleus (blue tit), 291 nucleotides. Lineage: Eukaryota; Metazoa; Chordata; Aves; Passeriformes; Paridae. The record is from RefSeq and is a predicted model, not a curated record.
ACUGACCCAAAUCUGGGGUUUUUUUUGGCAGGAACGGACAGAAAACGCGGCCGCCAGACCUACACCAGGUACCAAACCUUGGAGCUGGAGAAGGAAUUCCACUACAACCGCUACCUGACCCGGAGGAGACGCAUCGAGAUCGCCCACGCGCUCUGCCUGAGCGAGAGGCAAAUCAAAAUCUGGUUCCAGAACCGCCGCAUGAAGUGGAAAAAAGAAAAUAAAACCUCCUGCCCCGGCUCCGGCGGGCAGGAGAAAGCGGACGCCGAGGAGGAUGAAGAGGAGUGAAAAAAA